Molecule: messenger RNA, 4851 nt
Organism: Oncorhynchus tshawytscha (Chinook salmon)
Lineage: Eukaryota; Metazoa; Chordata; Actinopteri; Salmoniformes; Salmonidae
Product: protein AHNAK2-like
Exons: 1
Coding region: 1-2484 (827 amino acids)
Biological process (GO): regulation of RNA splicing
Cellular component (GO): nucleus; cytoplasm
Source: RefSeq, a predicted model, not a curated record
AUGUCAGUCUUCCAGGGGUGGAUAUUUCUCUUCCAGAAGAAAAGGGUGGAGGUCAAAGAGCCUGAGAUGGAAAUUGAAGCUCCAGAGAUUAAAAUUGAGGUGAAAGAUACCGUAGGCUCCCCCUCAAGAUUCAAAAUGCCAACUUUAAAAUUCCCUCAAUUUGGUGCAGCAGCUCCAAACAUCACAGUAGAGGUACCUGAUAUGGACAAGGGCAUCAAGGGUCAUGGAUCUGAAAUUCCAGAACUCAAACUGACAAUGUCAGCAAUGAACAUUGAAAAGCCAAGUGUUGACCUUAAAGGCCCAUCUAUAGAUGUGGAUGUGAAGAGUAAAACACUUGAAAUUGUCACUUUACCAGAGGCCAGCGUGGAGGUCCAACCACCUAGAAUUGAACUCAAAGUGUCUUCUGGUGAAGUUGAAAUGCCUGAGGGAGCUGCUACAGAAAUGGAUGUGAAAAUGAAAAAGCCACGGAUGUCAUUUGGAUGGUUUUCAAAACCAGAAGUGAAAGCAUCGGAGGUUGAUGUCAGUCUUCCAGAGGUGGAUAUUUCUCUUCCAGAGGGAAAAGUGGAGGUCAAAGAGCCUGAGGUGGAAAUGACAGCUCCAGAGAUUCAAGUUGAAGUGAAACAUGAUAUUGAGCUUGAGGGACAAGGAAGUAAGUUCAAACUACCCAAAUUUGGAAUAUCAUUGCCAAAGGUAAAAGGUCCUGAGAUGGAUUUCAGUGUAUCAAAGAAAGUCAUAGAUGUCACUUUACCAGAGGACCAAGUGGAGGUCCAACCAACUGAUGUUGAUAUCGAAGUGCCUUCUGGUGAAAUUGAAAUGCCCGAUGGAGCUGCUACAGGAAUUGAUGUGAAAAUGAAAAUACCACAGAUGUCAUUUGGAUUGUUUUCCAAACCAGAUGUGAAACCACCUGAGAUUGAUGUCAGUCGUCCAAAGGUGGACAUUUCGCUUUCAGAGGGAAAUGUGGAGGUCAAAGAGCCUGAGGUGGAAAUGAAAGCUCCGGAGAGUCAAGUUGAAAUGAAACAUGAAGAUUUAUCAGUUGAUGGAAAACUAGAAACAUCAGAGAUGGGAUUCAAAAUGGCAACAUUCAAAUUCCCUAAAUUUGGCGCAACGUCAAAGGUUGUAGUCGAUGUCUCUGAUGCAGAGAAGGAUAUUAAAGUGCCUGAUGUAGAAAUUAUAGAUCAACUACUUGGAGCUUCAUUACAAAUUGAUUUACCCGAACACGGGGACACAGUUGACAUUAAAGGAUCUAGAGAAGUACAGCUACAUGAUGCUGGAUCUGAAAGGCCCUCAGUUAAAGGUGGAAUGGCAAUAGCCGAAGUGUAUGUUCAUGAAGUUGAAGUUUCAAAACUGACAAUUGAUGAUAAAGGCCAUGGUUCCCCCAGCAAAGGUCAAGGCUCGCCUAGUAAAUUCAAACUUCCAACCUUUAAAAUGCCCAGAUUGAGCAUUUCAAAAUCCAAACCUGAGAAUGAACAUGAUAUAAAUCCAAAUGUUAUUUUGGAGAAUUAUGAGAUUCAAGUAAAACCACAAGGACCAGAGAAAUCACCAAAGUUGACUUUGACAACAUUUGGGGAGGUAUUAAGAAGCAUUGAUGUUGAAUUUGAUGUUCCCAAAUUAGAGGAAGUGGAAGAGAAGCUCACAGGCUCAAGGGAAGAUAUAACAGCCUCAGGGAAAACCGAACUAAAUGCUCAAACCAGUGUUGAAACCCAGUCUGUGCAUAAAGAGGAAGAAGCCAAAGAAAAAUCUAAAUUUGGGUGGGUUAAGUUUCCCACAUUUGGACUAUCUUCUCCUUCAGAAUCUGCCAAGAUUUUAGAAAAAUACACUUCUGAGAAAGGAGGAAGUGAGAAAAGCCCUGACUCUGUGGAACAGGACGCCAGCUUGACCUUUUCAGUACACUCAUCGGAUGCUUUUGCAGAUAUUAGUUCAACAGUCACAAGCAAACAAUUUGGUCCACCAUUGGCCUCUCCAACCAAAGUCACAGUGAAAUAUUCUGACCCUAUUGCCACUGAGGUACAGGGUGAUGUCAUCACCUCCACAGCAAGGACAAAAUUGAUUGCCUUUGAACCCUACUUGGCAGAUAAAGUCACCAUUCCAAUGUCCUCCGGAGUUUCCUCCUCAUCAGUGGACACCCUAAAAUUGGAGUCUGGUACACAUGUCAGCACAUCCAAUAUACAAGCAAUACCAGACACACAGAAGGCCACACUCUUAACAGAUUUUGGAUUGCAGACAGGGACCGCCGGAGUUUCUUCUGCAUCUUGGUCAGUGGACGACACCAACAAAACACAGAGUGAUGGGCAAACAGUUAUUGAGAGGCAUGUAGUUAGGGAAAUGUCAGGCACUGACAAGAAAACGGUUUUCAUAACCCAAAAAAUUACACAUGUGUUUGUGGCUGAGCCCAUCUCAGAUGAAACAGCCUCAUCUAUCAAACAGAUAAAAGACACUAUGCAGUCUGAGAAAAUGACAUUUUUUGAUGGGGCUGAAUUGGAGUGACUGGGAGGAAUACAGUAUGAUAAAUCCCUCCAUUGAGGAGUAAUAUCAGUCAGAUUAUUAUUGUGCUCUUAUUAAUUGUGCUUUCAUUUAUGACCAAGUUUUAAUAUAUACAGUUCAAUGUUUUGAGUGUUUACCUAGUACACUAUAUAAGUACACAAAUUGGCUUACAAGCCCCAUGAUACAGGUAGCGUUGUAAAAGCCAAUGUAAUUACUUCCGCUGAGACCAGGUCAAUUCCACAGUAACAGAGUGACAGCAGCUAGGUUUCCAUCCAAUUGGGAAUAUUCAAAAAUCUGCAUAAAGAAAAUAUGCAAUCAAGUUUUAAAAAUAUGUAAUUUUCAAAAUACAUAAAUCAUCCCCGUAUGAUGCAAUUUGCAGCAUACAGGGAUGAUUCUAUAUUUUGAAAGUUACAUAUUUUGAAAACUUGAUUGCAGACAAGCAAAACAUUUUGGGACUAUGUCAACAAUGAACUAAUGAAACAAAUACCAAAAAAUUGUUUCCGGGUGGAAUUUUUCUUUAAGUUUAUGCAUUAACUCAGAAUUAUUAAAGUUAGACAUUAACUCCAAAUGUUUAAGGUAAAGGUUAAGGAUUUGGGACAGGCAUAAAACAAAAAUAUCAAAAACAACUUUCUUUCGCUGGAUUCGAACAUGAAACCUUUGGCAAAUACACAUCAUCUCCCAACUUCCUCAGACAUGAAUGGUCAUCCAAUACUGACAUCUAUCGGGGUGACUUGCCUCUUCCAAAGUCAUAGUGGGUGGACCACACAAUAGCAUUCAGCCUGGUCUCAUAGACUAGACAUAACAUAGUAAACACAAUUACGACAUACAAAUCAGUUUGGUAUGGUUACAUAAGACAGAAGGUUACAUAAAGCAAAAAUAAAUGUAAGGUGGCUGGUCGGGGUGGGUGUAUAACAGGAAAGUCUAGCAACCGAAAGGUUGUCUGUUUGAAUCUUAUCAUGGACAAUGUUUGCAUUUGAGCUAAUUAUCAACUUUGUAACUACUUACUACUUGUGAGCAACUUUGCUACUACUUAGCAUGAUAACUAACCCUCCCCUAACCUUAACCUUAACCCUUUAACCUAACUCCUAACGAUAACCCUUAAUCCCUAACCCCUAGUCUAGCUAACAUUAACCACCUAGCCACCUAGCUAACAUUAGCCACAACAAAUUGGAAUUCUUAACAUAUCAUACCUUUUGCAAAUUCGUAACAUAUUGUAUGAUAUGUAUCGGAUAUACAUUUACGAUGUUAGGUCUACCCCUGAGUUGCAGUAUCAUGUGACUCCAAUUGAAUAAAUAUGAUGGUUGUUAUAUACUGUAAAUAUUUGCACAUAAAAGCAUUUCCACCACUAUUUCUCGCAUAAUUAAUUUUACUGACACAAAAUGAUCCCACCUUGUCUAGCUUAUUUAGUUUUCUCCCCCAAAAAUACAUUUACUGACAAAUUUGCAGGUCUGUUGUGAAUUUUUUUAAUCUGACAUAGGCUACUUUCUUCGCAUAAAAUCAGAACAUUUUACAAAAAUACAUUGACUUGAAGAACAGUGCAAAUGCAAAGUUUUAUAACAGAAUGAGAGUUUGUGCCUCAUUCUGUUACCAGCAUUUUUGGUGGUUGUUUCCUUGUUUGCAGAAAUUGUAAUAGUUUGCCUAAUUUCAGUUUAUGUGACAAAACAAGCAUGUAGAGUGUAGAGAAUCAUUGUACCAUCUAAACCACUGUGAAAUAGAUUUCCAUAACUAAAAAUAGAGCAUUUUCAGCUGUUUGAAGCUGGUGUACAAAACUGGAAAUAUAAGACGCAAAAACGAAACGUAAGAACUGGAAGCAUAGAAAUAGCGCACAUAGAACAGAUCUACCACUUCUUGCUUUCAAAGAAAAGGACAGAUCUAUAACUCAUAGUUCUAUGUGAAUUUGGUCACGUUGCCCAAAAAGUUACGUAAUGCAGCUUUAAAAGUAGUCAUUGUGCAUAGAGUUGUAUGGUUUGUUUACCUUUGCAAUCAUUGAUUUUGGUUUGACAUACAUUUUAAAGUAAAAUAUCUGAGUCUCAGUGUCACUCUGUUACCAUGGAAUUGUACACCACUGAGACCAUUGCUGUUUUUAGACAUCUCUGCAAAUUGUUAUGCUGUACAUAUAAUGAAGAGGAACUUGUUAAUCCACUGCCAUAUGCAUUUAUGAAUGAUCUCUGAUGUCUGCUCUUUAUUCGACAGGCAUAUAUAGAUAUAAGGUAUAAAUGAUCAUGAGUCUGAAAAAAUGAAUACGUAAUGAUAUACAUACAAACCAUGCAACAUUAAUAGAACAAAAACAGAACACAUAUAAGGAACUAUUCAAAUCUGUACACUUAAUACCAUGAAAUAUAUGAUGCUAAAAUUGAAUGAUUGUAAUAG